UCCUGGUUGGCCGUAUGAAUCUAAAGCCAUCCGCGUGUGCAGUCUGUUGUUAUAAGCGAUAACCGCUAUAUACGCUUGCAUUGAAACGGUACCAACCAACGAUAGAACAAUAACAACAACAUGGAAGAAAAGGAUGAGCACUGCCGGUUAGACUCAGAAAGCGUUUAUGAAGCAGAAUCAGAUGAACAUUCAUCCCAGAUAGUUCUGGAGACCCCCGAUCUGGUAAUUGUGAAAGAAAUUUCAGAAUAUUUCGAGGCUUCGAUUAAUGGUCAGAAACACAUGUUGUCUCAUCCUGUCACUGACCAUGAGUCUUCAGCCGACAGUGACUCCGCGGACAGCCUGUUCAUAACUCAAGCACCAGUGUCUUUGGCCGUGAGGUCUGUGAGGAGAGAUCACUCUAGCAAGACGUUAGACUCCUCAUGUUCUGUAGAAUCAGAGGAGGAAGCAUGGGCAGAAGAUGGACCUGUCCCUUCCCAAAGGAAGCAGCAAGUCUCACCUGCUGUGAAACAUCCCAAGAGGAAAGCAGAGAAACCUGGACUGAAAAAGUACUCCUUUCCCUUCCUGGAGAGGGUAUACAGAGGCAAAAGACUAUCUAGUCGGGAAAGAGCAUACAGAAACACUCACCUACCUCUACGGAAGAGUGUGACCUUUGCGAGGUCAGCAAUUGGAGGAUUUUUUAGAUGCAUCAAAACCCUGAAGAAGUUUUCUAAAGGAAAAGCAACUUUAGCCCUCGGUUUACCAAAGAGACAUCUGGAUGACGAAGGAGAACUCUCUCCACUGUCAGAACAGGAGAAGGAAUGUGACAAUAGUGAUGAUGACAUCAGAGUGGUGGACAAUUGCCUUUUUACACCAUUUCUGAAGAAAACAAAUAGACAACCUUGGCAUAAUCCAUUCCCUGAAGCCAGCAAAGCCUCCUCCUUUAAGAUACAGGAACUGUGCAAAGGGAAAACACAUCUCCCAAGUGUAAAACAAACUCCUUUAUGGGAAGACAAAACACCAAAGCAGAGCUUUUCAUUGCAAAACAAGUCACAGAAAGAUAACAUUUCCAAAAAGAGGAUUAACCCAAAAUCAGGAAGUCGUGUGAUGAGAGAUUCAUCUCAUCGGAGUCACAAUGAGACUGAUGCAGAAGAACCUGAGAUAGAUGUUGCUGACAGUAUAGAUGGACAGGAAGAAAAUGCCAACAGAGAUAUUUCAUUGACAGACUGGGACACAGUUACAAGUAUAGAACUUUUCAGUGAGGAAUCUGAGGAUGAAGACAUAAGUAGGAAACAUCUGGCCGUGGAGACACGUUCCCCUAAUAAUGAAGUGCAGGAAAGUGACCACCAGAACCAGACUAGAGAAAGAGAGGCGGAACCUGAAUUUAGAGGUCUCCACCUCUCAUUAACAGAGCAAGCCAUCACAAAUAUUGCUGUUAGGGCCGAAGGCCAGAAGAAAAAGCAGAAGGCGAAAAAGAAGUUCAGGGGGAGCGAAAAUGAUCAAAGUAUGGAUGAGACAGUUGGUCAACCUCCCUGUCUAGAAGUUCAAAAGGAUCAGGAUCUAGUCAGCUCUGCGGGUACAGACGCCAUACUGGGAGGACAGGCUUCUGAGAUCAGCCAGGAUAAUAUCAGCCAUUCUGUGUCAGGUGAAGUGAUUAUGCCACAGAAAAAGAAGAGAAACAAGGAGAGUAGGAGGGAGUCACACCGUAAUGAUGAAGAAAUGGUCACAAGACAGGACCAAAAUGCCAAGCUAUUAUCCCGUGGUGAAGGGGCAGCAAUAGUUCUGAGGGAUGACAAACAACUGAAGAAAAAAAAGAAAAAGAAAAAGGAUAAGAAUUCCAUAGCACAUGACACAUCUGAAAAUGAACACUUAGAUAAACUGAAUUCAGAGUCACACGUAGACGAGGCUAUAGGAAUCCAAAAAGAAAGACACUUUUCAGUCCCCCCAAUAUAUGAUGAGACAAACCUACAGGUAAAUACUGAGAUAUGCCAGAAAACAAUUGAGAGUUCUAUAGUCCAAUAUGCUGAAUUAAUAGACCAGAAGAAGCAUAAAACUAUUUCAGACAUGGAGGGUUCUUUGGCGCAAAUUAAUAGUGCAGUUUCUCUUCUAAAAAUUAAAAAGCGUAAAAAGGAAAGAAAUUCUUUCUGCAGUAAUGAGACUGCAGGAAAUUAUUCCGAAAUGACACCUCUUAGUGCAAGCAUUUUAUAUCCAUUUGAUGAAAUCAGUGAACUGAAGAAAAUGCGCAAACAUGAGGAAAACCAGAAUUUGCACACACCAAAACAGAAGACUGAGAGGUCUGAAGACAUGAUUACAAGGAAGAAGAAGAAGAAGAAGAAGAAGAAGAAGAGGAAAUAUUCCCUUGACAAUGACACCGUAGUUGUACUUCAAGAGGAUAAAACUGAACAACACCAUGACACUCUCCAAAGUGCUGUGUCUGACACCACUGACACAUUUCCACAAAGAAAGAAGAAAAGUGAGGAUAAGGAUUUAACAAUACCUCUGAACGCAACAGAGAACAAUCAAAAGGACCACACUCCAUCUCAGAGUUUAGUAUCUGAAACUGAUGAGAUCACAAGCCCAAGGAAAAGUAAGACAAAAAGAGAGAGAUCUAAAAACAAUUGUCCCAUCAACCACGUGGAUACAGCAGCUCCCCUGGACAAAGAGAGUAUUGUCCUGGAGGAGUGGGAGGAAUCUGUAUUGACGCCAGUUGACAUUGUAUCUCAGAGAAAAUCAAAGAAAAAGUCUGGCACCCAUGUCCAACCUGGGGAUAGACUAAAUCAUGGUGUAGCUCAACUACCCCAGAGGAACAAAAAUCCUGCUCAAAAUCCUAGCCUGGAAGGAAAGACUGACAACUUGGAUGUAAUGGAAGUGAGACUGGACGAGGCAAGUGCCGUUAUAUCCUCCAAUAGCAAGAAGAGAAAGACGAAGAGGAAAACCUCUGAUGAAGCAUAUCCAGAUAAUAAUAGCUCUGCAAUGUUAACUGAAGCGAUUUAGGGUUCUGUGACCCAGUGCAAUGAAACCAGUCAGUUGGCAAAAAGAAUAUAUGGAAAGGAAACUAAAAAGAAGUCAGUGGCCCUGCUGGACACAGAGAGAGGACAAGCCGGGGAGAUAAUGUUUGAGCAAGUGAUGUCAGACUGUUUGCCUUUACCACAGAAUAAUCCUGAUCCUGGAUCAAUCUCUUAUCAACUGGUUUCAAAAGCAAAGAAAACGAAGAAACUGCAUAAUGCAAAACAGGAUUUCUUCACAACAGUGGAAUAAAAUAUAAACCUAGCUUUUUUUUAUGUGAGGUUA
Messenger RNA from Esox lucius (northern pike), 3267 nucleotides. RefSeq names its product phoenix (gene pho). The transcript has 5 exons. The record is from RefSeq and is a predicted model, not a curated record. Bases 121 to 2970 code for a protein of 949 amino acids. NCBI's taxonomy places the organism in Eukaryota, Metazoa, Chordata, Actinopteri, Esociformes, Esocidae.